Molecule: messenger RNA, 1661 nt
Organism: Drosophila erecta
Lineage: Eukaryota; Metazoa; Arthropoda; Insecta; Diptera; Drosophilidae
Product: probable serine hydrolase
Exons: 2
Coding region: 442-1449 (335 amino acids)
Source: RefSeq, a predicted model, not a curated record
UUUUUCGCUCAUCAAAAGCUUAAUUCAUGUUUUUGUUCUUCGACCUCGGCAAGUCAACACGCGAAUUGCAAGGCGUUUGUGUUUUAAUAAACUGAAUGAUUUUUAAAUUAACAACAAACUAAUAAAUAACACAAAAUAGUUAACAACAACUAUUGGUGUAAUAAAGAACAUGAACGUUCUAUGGAUUUAAUACACAGCAGUAAGAGCGCGCGGGAAAUACAACCUCAAGCACAAUCUUAUAUCGCUCUCUUAAUAAUAACUUAAGAGUUUCAAUGGAGAAUAAAAAGAUCUCUUGUCGUUUUCAGUUCAAGUAAAAACUAAGCCAUUAAAGAGACAAAAACUAUUUUGCGGCAAAAUGUUAAAGCGUAAAGACGUGUAGAAAAUAAGCGGAUUACAAAUAAUUUAGAACAAAUUUAGAUAAGGAAAACCAGUACUACUACAAUGGGAACCUUGUCACUGAGCGAUUUCCAAGCUGUAAAGAUUCCCGUGCCUUGGGGUCACAUUUCUGGACGUUGGUACGGAAAUCGGAAGGAGCGACCCAUCCUGGCGAUUCAUGGAUGGCUGGACAACCUGGGAACCUUCGAUCGGCUGAUUCCCCUGCUCCCUGACUACUUAGGAGUGCUCUGCAUCGAUCUUCCUGGGCAUGGAAGAUCCUCACACUUGCCACCGGGAGUGUACUACAGUGUUUACGAGUUCGUGUUCACAAUUCCAAUGGUGAUGAAGGAGUACGGAUGGUCUAAGGUCUCCCUAAUUGGACACUCACUGGGCGGAGUCCUGGCCUUCAUUUACGCCUCCCUAGCUCCUCAUACCGUCGAUAUGAUCGUCUCCCUGGAUAUACUGCUCCCCUUGAGAAACGAUAUAGACUACAUGGGCCAGAGUAUAGAGAAACAACUAGUGAAUGUUGAGCGACAGAAGCUGGGAAACUAUAGUGAGCCACCCUCCUACACCCACACCCAGUUGGGAAAGGUGCUGGCCAAGGGAAGCUUCAAUUCCGUAUCCCCCGACCUGGCCAAGCACCUGCUCCAUCGCCAGUUGACCAAGUCGAAACUGUACCCCGAACGGUUCUACUUCUCGAGGGAUAUUCGAGUGAAGUACUAUCACUACAUGGACAUUGACGAUGGUCUUGCAGCAGAAAUGGCGGGACGAAUAAUCAAGAAGCCAUAUCUAAUCAUCAAAGGCUCCUUGUCACCAUUUCUCUCUACCCGCUGCAACGAGGCUAUAUCGAUUUUGGCGAAGGAUAACCCUUAUUUUGAGUUCUACGAGGUGGAAAACGGCACCCAUCACAUCCAUCUCCAUGCCGCCGAGGAAUGCGCCGGUUACAUUGUGCCCUUCAUCCAACACCACAGACCUCCUGCCCUGACCUCCUGGGCUGUAACCGGAAGGGACGAUAGAUUGAGGAAACCAAAGAGAUUUUUCACAUGGACCAACAAAAAACGCAGCAAGUUGUGAUAUUAAUAGGAGUUCUAUUGCUGGGGUUCUAUUAGGUCUAUCAGAGGGUAAACUUUUUUUACAUUUUUACUGUAACUUUACAUGUAUAAGAUAAGUUGUAAAAUUUAAGAACUUGUGCUUUUACCGAUCUUCGAGUAUUGCUAUCAAACUAGCAUAUUUCAAAAAAUUAUUUUUUGGAUAAUUAAAUGUACUUAAUACAUAGAUACAAACAA